Molecule: messenger RNA, 2469 nt
Organism: Pyrenophora tritici-repentis Pt-1C-BFP
Lineage: Eukaryota; Fungi; Ascomycota; Dothideomycetes; Pleosporales; Pleosporaceae
Product: rRNA methylase
Biological process (GO): translation
Cellular component (GO): mitochondrial small ribosomal subunit
Molecular function (GO): structural constituent of ribosome; methyltransferase activity
Source: RefSeq, a predicted model, not a curated record
AUGCUAAAGACAAGGAGCGUGCAGUCAAUAUGCGCAUCAUGUCGUCUAAAUAUCGCCAUUUCACGAGCGCGUAGUGCACGACUACCCCUCCAGCGACCAAGCGCGCCACAAUCACGACCGGCGGCUUCCAGGUUCUCGACGCCACGAAGACCGUUCUCAACCACACUUGCAACGAGGCAAUCGGAACCAGAUGAACCAACAGCAUCGGAUGAAACGCCACCUAUUGCGACCGAGGCUGUCAAUCAUGAAGUCAAUGCGCGGAGAGCGAGACAACACUUUGGCGAUUCGCUACCGCGGGACCAUUUGACUGAAGAGGAAUACAUAAUCUAUGAGAGGCUGUACGGGGCGCCUGUGUUUGUGGACACAGUCGAGGAUGCGCAGGAACUUGAAACAAUAGAUGCAGAAGACCUCAUUGAGGAAGAACGACCAGACGGGUCCACGGUUCUGUUGAGGCGAGGCGAGAAUGGCGAAUUUGAGGAGGUUGAAGUCUUGGAAGAGCACGAUGCUUCCGAAGAGGUGGAUGCUGAAGAUGCCGAGGCGGACGAAAAGACCAUGACACCCGAAGAGUGGGAGGCACACAGGGAAGAGCAGGAUCAAAUCUAUCAUGAUGGCAUAUACGAACAGAGCCGACUGCUACACGAAGAGGCAGAGGCAGAGGCAGGGCUGGAAACUGUCGAGGAACCAGAGGAAGACGACGACUUCAUGCGAGCGCAUCCUUUGACCAUUGCAGGCCGCUUCAAGCCUUCGCCCUCGACCGUGUUCCUUCCCAAGGAGACUCUCGUUGACCCCACGGCCGUCCUCUUAACACGAGCAAACCACAAACACCUUGCUGAAACGGCCAAUCGCAUCUUUGGUGGACGAGGUCUGCCCUUCUCAGCCAGCACCACUCCAGCACGUCUUGGUAAUGGACAGAAGCCGAUUCCGCUCAGCCCAUCUCAGUCGGAAAUGGGUAACAUAGAAGCCGACGUAUACAUGGCGGCUGUGCAGCCAGGUGUAUACGCCAGUGUCAUGAGUGCCAUGGUUGAAGUUCGCCGCCGACUGGGCACAGGAUGGUUGGAGCACAUGCUGCGAAACAAAAAAGGUGGCAACGUACUAGACGCCGGGUCAGGGGGUGUUGGUGUGCUAGCAUGGCACGAGAUGCUACAGGCAGAAUGGCAGCGCAUGCAUGAAGAAUCGGGAGACACUUCACACGGCUCCACACCACUUGGCAAAGCAACUGUGCUGGCUGCCUCUGACACACUUCGCCACCGCGCGAGUAAGCUAUUGGAGAAUACCACCUUCAUCCCACGACUACCAGAGACAGUGACGGCCGAAGACGAAUCCAACACACAGCAACCGCGCAAGCUUUACGAUGUCAUCAUUGCACCGCAUACUCUCUGGCCUCUGCGACAGGACUAUAUCCGCAAGGAGCAGGUUGAAAAGUAUUGGUCCUUGCUCAAUCCCAAAGGCGGUGUUCUGAUCCUCAUCGAAAAGGGUCUACCUCGAGGCUUCGAAGUCAUAGCUGGCGCCCGCUCAUAUCUUCUGGACAAGCACAUUGCCUCUCCUAGCUCAGAGCAUAUUGAAACAUCGGUAGAUUCUCAAGUGUCGAAACCAGACGACGACACCAGGUUCACCGAUAAAGAAGUCGGCAUGAUUGUUGCACCCUGUACUAAUCAUAGCACCUGCCCCAUGUAUCAGACUCCGGGAGUCAGCCAGGGACGGAAGGACUUUUGUUUCUUCAGCCAACGCUACAUCCGUCCUCCAUAUCUUCAGCGUAUUCUCAAUGCAAAGGACAGGAAUCACGAGGAUGUGCAGUUUAGCUACCUCGCUGUUCAACGUGGCCGCGAUCAGCGCCUUCCACAGCACGACAUUCUUGGAAAAGGUUUCGUGCAGGGAGAAGAUUCCACUGCUGCGGCCUUUGAAGGACACGAAUGGAAUGUUCCGACACAAAAUGCAGAUGUCGGCCCAGACACAGAAAUCGAAGAACCCACUUUAACUUCAGUCGACGAUGUCAACCCGCUCACAUUCCCACGCCUUGUUCUUCCAGCACUUAAACGACGAGGUCAUAUCAUUAUGGAUAUGUGUACACCAGCAGGUACACUCGAGCGUUGGACUAUCCCUCGUUCCUUUAGCAAACAAGCAUACCGUGACGCACGCAAGGCGCGCUGGGGCGACCUCUGGGCUCUUGGCGCAAAGACACGGAUACCAAGAAAUGUGCGUCUUGGUAGACCAUCCGAUGAGUUUGAUAAGAAGGGCAGGAAAGUCAAGAAGGCCAAGAGAGUCACCAUUGAGAUUGGUGUCGGCGAGAAAGACGGCCAGACCGUGGAAGAAGGUCCUGCACGAGUCCUGGGCAAAGGAGGGAGAAUGUUGGUGGGUGAUCGCGACGGACGAUAUACUGAUGAUCGAAAGAUCAGGGGCAGUAAGGGUAGAAAGGGCAGGAAGAAGCGGGUAAAUGACGAUGACAAUGAAGACUUGUUGGGGGAUAUGUAA